Molecule: messenger RNA, 759 nt
Organism: Lolium perenne
Lineage: Eukaryota; Viridiplantae; Streptophyta; Magnoliopsida; Poales; Poaceae
Product: heavy metal-associated isoprenylated plant protein 20
Molecular function (GO): metal ion binding
Source: RefSeq, a predicted model, not a curated record
AUAUAUGGCUCUUCCGUUCGCUCAAGACAAGAACAAGAGCUCUCCUUCUUGCUUGAAACAAUUGCUGUGUCUUAUCAUUCAUGGGCGCCUUGGAUCACCUCUCUGGUUUGUGCAGCUUUACAGAGACAAGGGAAGCCUUCAGGCCAAGGAAAAGGCGGCCACUGCAGACAGUGAACAUCAAGGUGAAGAUGGACUGCGAGGGCUGCGAGAGGAGGGUCAAGAACGCCGUCAAAUCAAUUCGGGGUGUGACGAGCGUGACAGUGAUCCGGAAGAUAAGCAAGGUAACGGUAACAGGGUACGUUGAGCCGCGGAAGGUGCUGGCGCGGGUGAAGAGCACGGGGAAGGGGGCGGAGAUGUGGCCGUAUGUGCCGUACACGGUACCCACCUACCCGUACGUCGGCGGUGCCUACGACAAGAAGGCGCCGGCAGGCAUGGUUCGCAACGUGCCACAGGCCAUGGGCGACGACGCCGCGCCGGAGCUGCAGUACAUGAACAUGUUCAACGACGAGAACGUCAACUCCUGCACCGUCAUGUGAUCUUGUGCUGACGAUCAUCUGCAUCUGCGGAUCCAGACAGCCACCUAGCGACGACAUCCCUGAGCUAGAUAUAUCUCUGUAUAUUUGUUCUCGCUAGGAAAAAUGGUACCAAGGAGCUGAGCUUGUGCUUGUGUACGCUAGCUACCGAUAGACAAAUUUAGUGUUACUACUAUUACUAACUCUAUGAUCUUCUAUACGAGCGUGUUUGGUAGGUUGCAUGCAA